Cuscuta europaea is the source of this 3912-nucleotide messenger RNA. The record is from the annotation of a GenBank genome assembly. NCBI's taxonomy places the organism in Eukaryota, Viridiplantae, Streptophyta, Magnoliopsida, Solanales, Convolvulaceae.
GGUAAUGGAAGACAAUCGCAGUGUAUAAGAACGAGGGAGGCCCUCAGAGUAACAUUAGUGAGUGAGUGGUAAGAAAAAAUAUGGCUCACAUGGCUUCAAUAAUUCCUCUGCCACCUUCUCUGUUCAUACGUUUGACUCUUCUCUUGACACACCGCCAUCUUCUUGUCUGGGUUUGCGUGUUUUCUGAGGCAAGGGGAAUAGGAGUAGUAGACCCGUGAAACACACUACAUGACGAAGUGAAGAAGAUGAGGGCGUAUUAUAGCUUCGCUCUUUCCUGCAAGUCUUUCUUGCUUUCUUUUCCUCUUUUCCUCACCGUCUUCCUGCCAUUAACUUCCUGGGCUGUUUCCGAUGAGCUUCACGGGGAGUCCCGGCAGCUUCUGUCCUUCAAGAACGGUCUUCCCAAUAAAGAUGCGCUUCAUGACUGGGUAUCUUCUGCAAACCCAUGUAGUUUCACUGGAGUCACAUGCACGAGCGGCUUCACAGAGAUAUCCUCCAUAGAUCUCAGUAACACCAUUCUCGGCGCAGACUUUUCCUUGGUUUCAUCCCACUUGCUGACUCUUCAGAAGCUGGAGAAUCUUGUGUUGAAGAAUAGUAACCUGACUGGUUCUCUAACUUCUGCAUCAAAAGCACAGUGUGGGGUUUCUUUGAAACUAGUAGAUCUUGCGGAAAACGCCAUUUCUGGGCCUGUUUCUGAUAUUUCAAGCCUUGCUGGAUGCUCCAGCCUUAAGUCACUUAACCUCUCCAAGAACUUGAUGGAGUUUCCUGAGAAAGGAGCUAGCUUUGCCAUUGGACUUAGACUUCUUGAUCUUUCUUACAAUAAAUUAUCUGGGAAAAACAUCUUUUCCUGGCUGGUGCCUUCUGAUUUUGCUGAUCUUGAGUUUCUAUCUUUGAAGGGGAACAAAAUGCAUGGAGAUAUUCCUGAAAUGGCUUUCAAGAACUUAACAUUCUUGGACCUUUCAGCUAACAAUUUCUCAUCUUUCUUCCCUUCAUUUCAAGAAUGCUCCCAUUUGGUGCACCUGGAUUUGGGUAUGAACAGUUUUUCAGGUGUUGUUCCUGAAAGUAUUGGGUCUUGUUCUGCAUUACAGCUUCUUGACAUCUCUAACAACAAUUUCUCUGGUGAGUUGCCUGUUGAAGCCAUCCACAAGUUAUCCAGCUUGAAGACUUUGGUUUUCUCUUUCAAUAAUUUUGUUGGGAAAUUUCCCAGGGAGGCAUUAUCCUCUAAUUUGGAGACAUUGGAUUUAAGUUCUAAUAAUCUCUCAGGCUCAAUCCCCCCUGGGAUUUGUGAAGGCCCUAGAGAAAACACCUUGAAAGUUUUGUACCUUCAGAACAACCUUUUCACUGGUUCUAUACCAGAGAGUUUAAUCAACUGUUCACAAUUAAUCUCCCUUGAUCUCAGCUUUAAUUACCUUAGCGGUAGGAUACCCUCUAGUCUAGGCUCAUUGACUAAGCUGAAAGAUUUGAUUAUUUGGUUGAAUAUGCUACAAGGGGAAAUCCCUCAAGAACUUGUCUAUCUGCAGGCAAUGGAGAAUUUGAUUCUUGAUUUCAAUGACUUGACAGGCUCAAUCCCUGCAACUAUUAGCAACUGCACUAGUUUGAACUGGAUUUCCUUGUCGAAUAAUUUCUUGAGUGGAAAGAUACCAGCUUCUCUGGGCAGUUUAUCCAACCUUGCCAUUCUAAAGCUUGGGAAUAACUCAAUCUCUGGAAAUAUCCCAACCGAGCUUGGGGAUUGCAUGAGCUUGCUAUGGAUUGAUCUAAACACGAAUCUCUUGAGUGGUCCUAUCCCGGCUGCUCUAUCGAAGCAAUCAGGCUACAUUGCGGAGUCGUUGCUGACUGGGAAGAGGUUUGGGUAUAUCAAGAAUGAUGGGAGUGAGAUUUGCCAUGGAGCCGGGAACUUGCUUGAGUUUGGAGGGAUUCGACAGGACAGGCUGGACAGGAUUUCCACCAGGCACCCUUGCAAAUUCACUAGACUUUACAAAGGCAUCACCCAACCGAAUUUCAACCAUAACGGAUCCAUGAUUUUCCUUGAUCUGUCCUACAAUAAUCUGCAGGGUGGCAUCCCUAAGGAGUUAGGAUCAAUGUACUAUCUUUUCAUUCUGAAUUUGGGGCAUAAUGACCUCUCUGGUCCGAUUCCUCCCGAACUCGGAAGCCUGAAGACUCUCGCAAUUCUUGACGUAUCACACAACAGUCUCACCGGCUUGAUUCCGCAAUCUUUGACCCGGUUGACUUUUGACGAGAUUGAUCUUUCAAACAACAAGCUCUCUGGACCAAUACCUCAAUCAGCAGCUUUUGACACCUUUGCAGAUUACCGGUUUGCCAAUAAUUCUGGGCUUUGUGGAUACCCUCUUCAGGAGUGUGGGUCCGGUUCCAGUUCAAGAACGAAUUGGAACCACAAGUCUCAUCGUGAACAAGCGGCUUUUAUUGCGACGUUGACGAUUGGGAUUUUGUUUUCCAGUUUAUGCAUAUUUUGUCUGAUUAUACUGGCCCUUGAAAUGAAGAAGAGACGCAAGAAAGGAGAGGAGGAGACUGAAGGGGCAGUGGCGGCUCGUCCAGCUACUAAUGCAAACAGUGGAUGGAAGCUAACUGGUUUUCCGGAAGCGUCGAGUAUAAACCUAUCUACAUUUGAGAAGCCUCUAAUAACGCUCACUUUGGCAGAUCUCAUUGAAGCCACAAAUGGCUUCCACAACGAUAGCCUUAUAGGGUCGGGCGGUUUCGGUGAUGUCUACAAGGCACAAUUGAAGGAUGGUAGUGUUGUGGCAGUCAAGAAAUUGAUCCACAUCAGCGGUCAAGGAGAUAAGGAAUUCACCGCAGAGAUGGAAACUAUAGGCAAGAUUAAACACCGCAACCUGGUCCCGCUUUUGGGCUAUUGUAAGGUCGGGGAAGAACGGCUGUUGGUUUAUGAGUACAUGAAGUAUGGAAGUUUAGAGGACGUUUUGCGUGACCGGAAGAAGAAGAAGAAGGAGAGUGUCAAACUAAAUUGGGCUGCCCGACGGAAAAUCGUGAUCGGAGCAGCAAGAGGGUUAGCUUUCCUUCACCAUAACUGCAUCCCACAUAUCAUUCACCGGGACAUGAAGUCUAGCAAUGUGUUGGUUGAUGAUAACUUCGAGGCAAGGGUUUCAGAUUUCGGAAUGGCGAGGCUCAUGAGUGCAAUGGACACUCACUUGAGUGUUAGCACGUUGGCGGGUACCCCCGGAUAUGUCCCACCCGAAUAUUACCAAAGUUUUAGAUGUUCAACUAAAGGCGAUGUUUAUAGUUUUGGCGUGGUCUUGCUUGAACUGUUGACCGGAAAACGGCCGACUCAUUCGGCAGAUUUCGGUGACAAUAAUCUUGUAGGAUGGGUGAAGCUUCAGAACAAGACGCAAAUCCGAGAGGUGUUUGAUCAAGAUUUGUUUAAGGAUGACUACUAUCCGAGCUUAGAAAACGAGCUUGUUCUAUACUUGAGAGUGGCGUCCGAAUGUUUAGAUGAUCGACCAUGGAAACGACCGCCAAUGGUUGAAGUUAUGGCAAAGUUCAAAGAAAUUCAAGCAGGCUUGGGAGUCGAAUCGUUGCCAGCAGUGGCAGUAAACUGUGACGACCUUAGUGAGAUUGAAGGGAUAGAAUUGAGCAUCAGAUGGACUAUAAAAGAAGGCAAUGAGCAGAGUAGUAAUCAGGCUUAGUUUGAAGAAACUGUCCGUUUUUUGUGGACAUGUUAAUGUAACAUUUGAUGACUUUAUAGUAGUUAAAUCAGUUUGUUAGCUGUUUUUUCACCAGCAGAAAAGGAUGAUUUGAAGUUUGCACCUCAUACUUCUCAUCCAAAUUGAUUAUGCAUUUUAAGUGUAAAAUAUUAACAUUUGCAUCCAAAGCUAAUCGUGGAUUUUCUUAAAAUAUUACGGAGUAUUAGAAUAGAAUUUAUAAACAAAAAUGUGAUUAUUGUUA